Molecule: messenger RNA, 321 nt
Organism: Knipowitschia caucasica
Lineage: Eukaryota; Metazoa; Chordata; Actinopteri; Gobiiformes; Gobiidae
Source: the annotation of a GenBank genome assembly
AUGAAUUCCUUUGAGAAAAUUAAAGAUGCUGAUGAGUUCACUGGUGACUUCCUGGAUAAACAGUUGAUUCUCUUCACCUGUCUGAAUAUUAUUGAGGAAGAGCUUAUUGCUCAUCUAUGGAACACCCACAUCAUUCGGAAAACCAGAAAUGCAGUUGCUCCCUGUGGCCGGCCUCACAUGAUGUACACACUUCCACAGAUUUUUGAGGUAAAAUCUCAGAAUCCCCAUCUUCAGAAUAGAAUAAAGGUCACCCACAGUGACAUCUUCAUCCAACACAGCAUCUUCUUGAAAAUCCAGAAUGUCAUAACUGACUUCCUCUAA